UCCACAGGAACAGUGAAUUCAUUGAAGUCACUGCAGAUUCACGUGCCAACAGCAGUGCUAACAGGCUAUGACGCAGAACUAAUGUGUACUUACGAACUGGAAGGUGCACAAUUGUAUUCUAUAAGAUGGUAUAGAAAUAUGAUUGAAUUUUAUAGAUACGUUCCCAAAGAGUCGCCUGCGACUAAAGUAUUUCCAGUAGCUGAAAUUAAGGUUGAUGUAGCAGCUUCAGACCAGAACAGGGUGGUACUAACGGAAGUAGACCGUACAUUGACAGGAGAGUAUCAGUGUGAGGUGUCAGCAGACGCGCCUCUCUUCCAUACAGACAUCAAAGCAGCUAUGAUGGUAGUAGUCGAACCGCCUCUAACAAGUCCAAAUGUGACGUCAGAUCGUAUCUCGUACAUCGGCGGUGACCACAUAAGGGCAAACUGCUCAUCACCGCCGUCACUACCCGCUGCCAACAUCACGUGGUACGUCAACGAACAAAUGGUUCCCGGUUUCACAGCCAACCACGUGCUCAACUAUAGCAAUGGCUACGCAUCCAGUUUAGCGACGCUGGAGUUGGAAGCCGCCGUACAUUCCCCAGUGCCUACACUCAUGAUACGAUGUGAAGCGUCAAUUUUUGACGUUUGGAGAUCGACAAGUCAUACGAUAGUGUUACGGGAGAGAAGUGCUAACCCUGCUUCAGCUUUAGGCAGAAGUUUUACAGGUGCAGCAACAGAGACGUGCCUCCCAACAAUAAUGGUACUACUACUCCAAUUCUUCCUCCAACUCCUACAGAGAUACAGUGGAACGUCAAUAAGAUAG
Messenger RNA from Spodoptera littoralis (African cotton leafworm), 804 nucleotides. The record is from the annotation of a GenBank genome assembly. Lineage: Eukaryota; Metazoa; Arthropoda; Insecta; Lepidoptera; Noctuidae.